UCACGGAAGGUUCCUGACACUCUGCACAAGGUACUCUUGCACAAGAGACCAAUUUGAAGCUGUAGAGAUUGUGGAAAUUUAAGCAAGAUCCAGUAAUUUUAGGAAUUCUUAGAACAGGUAAGUCCAUGCCUCAGCGCAGAAAUAUUAAUGUCUGCAUGUAAACUGCAGAACUUCUCCACCUUCUCUUUCCUGUAAAAGUAUUGACUCAUUAUAAUGCAGAGAGCACACUGCAAGUGGAAGAAACCUCAUGGAUGGAAAAGCAUCUUUCUAUUUUUCUUUUACAGUAUCUGCCUCGCUCGCACUUUCUGUAGAAAUGUUAUCAAACACCAACUUGAUUUUGUGUCUGACCAGUAACAUUCAAGUCCCUGAGAACUCUCCCCCAGGGUGCAGGACCAUCUGCUUAUACUCUGGUUGACAAUUUACCACUUGCUUUCACAUCUUUUCCCUAUCAUCUUCCUGGUUUUGUUCAAUAUCACAUACUGAAAGAGCAACCUCCCCUAUCUCACAAAAAGCAAACUCAUCUUUCUAUUGUAUCCCCUAAAAAGUUACUUAAAACGGGGAUGUAAGGAUCCCUUAAAACCUUACAUAGGCACAUCAAAAGCACAGUAGUGCCCUGAGGAAAGAAUAUAGUGACUCCCUACAGGUAACUCUGCCCCAGACAGACCUCCCCCUCUUUCUCUCCUUUUCACCUUUUAAAUGUGUGAUUUGAUAAAAGCCUUUUGAUGAUGUAAAAAAAAAACAUUUGGACUUUCAGGAAUAAAACAACCAACAACACAGUGAAAUAAUAAGAGAGUCUUGACCUUCCAAAGAACACUCACAUUCUGGUUGGAACAGGGAGGAACGUAGGAAAUGCACAUGUUCAACAUGAGAAGAGUUUCCAGGAAAGCAGGAUUUUUUUUUAAUUUUUUUUUAAACUGGCAAGUCAAACUGAAAGUGCAACUGACUUCCAGAUGAGGGUGUGGUGCUUUAAGACAAAAUGCAAUGUGUCAGACCAUUUCAGAUCAUUUCACUGAAGCACAUCUCAAUUACAGUACCUGCUACUAGUGCGCUGACAAAAGAAGCUUUGCCAUCGGCUGGGAUAUGAAUAACUCAACUGAUUACUGGAUUGAGGAUGAGGAGGAUGAGCUCAACUCUGUUAUAGAUUACAAUACAUAUGAGCUUCUCUGUGAAAAAAACGAUGUGAGAAAUUUCAGUAAAUUAUUUCUCCCUGUGUUCUAUGCAUUGGCUUUCACUGUUGGAGUUGCUGGGAAUUCAUUAGUGGUCGCAAUUUAUGCCUAUUGCAAGAAACCGAAGACUAAGACGGAUGUGUACAUCAUGCAUCUAGCCAUUGCUGAUUUGCUCUUGCUCUUUACACUCCCUUUUUGGGCUGCAAAUGCAGUGCAGGGAUGGGAACUUGGAAACGCCAUGUGCAAGCUCACUUCUUCUCUGUACACCAUGAAUUUCAGCUCUAGCAUGCUGUUCCUGGCCUCUAUCAGUGUGGAUAGAUACAGGGCCACUUCUGAAUCCCGGGGUCAUAGAAGAACCAGUAAACACUGCAGUGUUACCUGCAUCUGUGUCUGGCUAUCUGCCAUUUUCCUCAGUAUCCCUGAAUUGAUAUUUAAUCAAGUCAAGAAACACAAUGACAGGAAUGAAUGCCUUCCUGUAUUUCCAAUGAAUAUGGAAACACUCUUAAAAGCAACCAUUCAAAUCCUGGAAAUUAUCCUGGAAUUUCUGCUUCCUUUCCUAGUAAUGCUGAUCUGCUACUCAGCUACUGCUCGAGCAAUCUUUAGAUCUGCAAAUGCUAAAAAAACUAGACCUUUCAUGGUUCUGCUGGCAGUAGUGGCUACUUUCAUUAUUACCCAGCUACCGUACAACAUUGUUAAGUUCUGGCGAGCCAUUGAUAUCAUCUAUCUGCUGAUUACUGACUGUGAUGUGAGUAAAACCACAGACAUCACACUCCAGGUCACCAAGAGCAUAGCUUUGUUUCACACCUGCCUGAACCCUCUUCUCUACACCUUUCUGGGCGCCUCUUUUAAAAUGCAUAUUAUGAAAAUCGCAAAAAAUUAUGGAUACUGGAGAAGGCAACAACAGAAUGGAAGACCUGAAGAAAUUUCUAUGAAUUAUGAAGACCAUACUGAAGAAACAAUUAGUUUCACUAUAUAGACUCUCCAUUACUUCCAUUAUCUUAUAUAACCAAGGGAAUUAUUUACUAAUUCUGAGGGUAUUGUUUCAGCAGCUGUUUGUGUGCAAGUCAACUUUCAGAUUAAUUUCUGAACCUGCAGACUAGCCAAGACACUGCAGUGCAGUUCAAAGUGAACAUGUUGAUCAAAAUCAGGCAUCAGGCAAGAACUAAAUACUGAAAUUCCUAGAAACAACUAGAGAUACUUACUGGAAAAAAAAACCAAACCCAAACCUCCCAGAACGACAACAAAACCCAAACACCUAAAACUCCCCAAGAUUUAAAUUUAAAAGGGUCACAGCACUAGGCACGUAAAUAGCUGUGUAAUGAACAAUCUGCACAUGUCUAAACAUAUAAUUAAAACAGAAAAAGAAACCAGCAGCAAUAAAACAGCAGUAUAGGAACUUUUCUACCAAACGUUAAUAACCUUGUGUUUCUCCACCUAUUUUGUAAAACUUUAGAAUAUUUGCCUAUAAAUCAGUUCCGUUUUCUUCCUCAGCUAUCAUUCUGUAAAUACACUUGCAGCUUGAAAUGAGGUAUCAGUUCAUGGCUGAGAACUUGGUGGGGGAGCCAUUCUUUAUGUGUUUCCACAUAUGUAUAGCAACAACAACAUCCUCCACAAAAAACAGUAACUCCUCUCUAACUACUAAAAAUAACCUUUCACCUCUCCUUUUCUGUUCACCCUAAACCUCAACAAGCCCAGUGCCCUAUGGGAGGCACAUUCUAGAUCUCUGUAAACAUAAUGUCAAAUGUAAAUGCCAAAGUAGUGCAGUCAAAGCAUUAGCAGAAAUGUAAGAAAAAGUUAAUCUUCAGAUACAGGGCCUGGAAUUUCUAGUCAGAAUUUGUAAAAUGAAUCAAAUACUGCAAUAACUGUAUCUGCUAAAACAUAUGGAGAUACAAUAAAAUCAAAGAAUACAAAAAGUGCACUGGCUGUCACUUAUUCAUAUCCUUAU
Molecule: messenger RNA, 3111 nt
Organism: Aquila chrysaetos chrysaetos
Lineage: Eukaryota; Metazoa; Chordata; Aves; Accipitriformes; Accipitridae
Gene: ACKR4
Product: atypical chemokine receptor 4
Exons: 2
Biological process (GO): chemotaxis; immune response; G protein-coupled receptor signaling pathway
Cellular component (GO): membrane
Molecular function (GO): chemokine binding; scavenger receptor activity; chemokine receptor activity
Source: RefSeq, a predicted model, not a curated record